This is a messenger RNA of Nerophis lumbriciformis (worm pipefish), 3606 nucleotides long. Lineage: Eukaryota; Metazoa; Chordata; Actinopteri; Syngnathiformes; Syngnathidae. The record is from RefSeq and is a predicted model, not a curated record.
GUCCUGUCCAGCUUCUCAGGCAAAUCAUAUAGUUGAUGUAGAUGCCCAUGUCGGCUGUUCAGAUUUACUUUACAAAAGAGAAACAAAAACAACAACAGCAAACAACAACAACAACAACAAUAGAGCAACAUCAGCAAAUAUGACAUGUACAAAUAUGAUGGUAAAAGUAAUAGCAAAUAAGCAGUUAGCGAAAAAUAAAAAAUAAUACAGAAAUGACAAUGAGCAUUAUUACACUACAAAUGGAUCAAUACAAAUACCAAUAGAAAUAGCGCUAUUGAUAAUGACCAAUACCAAUAAUUUACCUUUAUUAUCAACAAUACAGUUGUUUAAAUGCAACAAUACAUAUACGUAAUGAUAACUUGAGAUACGAAAGAAUGCAGACAAAUGGAGGGGGAGAAAGAGAAGCAACCUACAUUAACCUUGUAGAUUGUUAUAGUCACAAUAGGUUAAGCUUUGUCAGUGUGCCAUGUGUUACACCCAGUUUACCCUAGGGCAACAACGUUAAUAUAUACGUUUGAUGAAACGUGAUUAUGUGCAUGAGUGUAAGUAUGCAUAUGUACUUGUAUAUGUACAGAAUGUGUAUAUGUGUUUGUACAAUGAAUGUAUAUGUACAGAAUGUGUAUAUGUGUUUGUACAGUGAAUGUAUAUGUACAGUAUGUGUAUGUGUAUGUUUGUAUAUUGAAUGUGCGUGUGGAUGUACGAACAUUAGGUAGGUAAAUAUGUACUGUAUUUGUGUAUGUAUGUGGGAGCGUAGGUACCUAUGUACGUAUGUGAGCAUAUGUGAAUUUGCAUGUACAAUACAUUCGACUCCCAGAGUGCGUGGGAGCCAGAGCACGGCCCCAUCACCCCCGAGAGUCCAACCCACAAACAGGAGGCGUGGUGUCCAGGGAACCAGGGACCACCGCCCCCACGCAGCCAAGCCGGCCAGCGACAGGAACCCCAGAGCCCGACCCACCGUACCGCCCACAAGGGCCAGCAGCAGGCCGCAGACAGACGCACCCGGCAGAGGACAGGGCACGAGAAAAGCAGGGGACAGCCAGACCCCAAGCCAGCGAGAGACCACACCCCACACGGGCAGAAAGGCGAGACGCCCCGCCCGAGGGACCCAGAGACUCCCCGCAACCGGACGGGAAGACCGCCCCCGCCCCACCGGCAACCGGGCCCCCACGAGCCCACCCCCCACCCCCGGAGAGCGCGGCGAGGCCAGCCCCCGGCCACCCCACCCAAACCGGCCGCCGCAGGACCACCCAGGCACAGGGCCACGGGAACCACCCACCCCACCCGCAGGGACCCCAACGAUGGAGAUGGAACAACCAGCAACCGCCCCGCCGAGCCCCCCCCCCUGAGGGAGGGGAAAAAUUAAAAAAUAAUAUUAAUAAAAUAUAUUAAAAAAAUAAAUAAAUAAAUUAAUUAAUUAAUUAAUUAAUUUAAAAAAAAAAAGAAUUAAAAGAAGAUCACAGACAUGCUGACAAACAAGGUCACUACCCCAGCAACUGGCCGACUCGCAGCACCUCGGAAUACCUUGCAGCACCAAGCUACCACAAUAGACGCAGGGACUAGGCCCAACAGGCCCCAACCAAGACGGGCACCCGGAAGGGAUGGACAGCGGGACCCAGGAGCUCCAGACACGCAGUUCGGAUGCAGUAGCCUGAGGCGUCGACCCCCGUCUGACAGGCAGGCCCAGAGCGUACCCCCAGAAAUAUACAUACAUACAUACAUAUAUACAUACACAUACACACAUACAUGUAUACAUACCCACACAUACACAUAUAUACAUAUACAUACACAUAUGUACACAUACACAUAUAUAAACAUACAUACAUACACACACAUAUACAUACAUAUACACAGUUCGUCAGCCCCGACAGCCAUCACGCGCGCGCGCUGCCACCAGUCACAACAUCAGCCACACCCCUGCACCAGACCCAGCAGCCACGGGCGCCCACACCACAAACAAACGGCAGCAGAAACAGCAGCCGCAAUAACCCCAGACAGCCAGCACCAGCCAAUCAAAUCAAAGCGAUCAAAAAAAAACUGCGACCAGCAACCACACGCCACCAGGACCACGGAGACCAGCCGGCGCCAGCCCGCCAGUCAGCCCGAACGCCAACACGCAAACAAGAGACACCAACAACCCCCCCAACCAAAAGGCCCCCCACCCCAACCCAAACCCGCACAAACACACCACCGCCCAAACAACCGAGACACAGCAUCCAGACCAGACACGGGGGCUGCGCCGCCACCACACCAAGUCACCAACAGAGACCCCACAGCGCAAGGUCGGGCCACACGGGCACGUACCCCACCCAACAGGAAGUGAGACCCGCGCGACGCCACACACAAAUAAAUAAUACGAUUAAAAAAAAUAAAAAAAUAAAAAAAAUAAAUAAAAUUAAAAAUAAAAUUAAAAAAAUAAAAUAAAAUAAAAAUAAGUAAAUAAUAAAAAUAAAAAUAAUAAAUACAUUAAAAAUACAUCCAACGCCCUUGACGCAAAUCCUUUAGGGGUGAUGGACGGCUGGGCAGCGCCUGAAGAGCUGCAGCCAUGGCCCACCACUCCCUCCUCUCUGUUGCUAGUCUCGAGAUGUAUGUUGUAAUAUGGAGGUUUUUUCCCACUCCAGACUUGGCCUCUAUAGGAGCCCAGUCUAGAUUGUAUUUUUUACUCAUCCUUCCCCAGCGUUUACCUUUUUCCCAUCUUUUACGGGGCGCCUUGUGGCGACCCAUCAGCGUUCCUGUUAAGUAACCCUGUACACUGUUUGUUUGUUUAAUCUUGAAUGGGUUUGUGCUGAAAACAAAGUUUUGUUGUACUUGUGCAAUGACAAUAAAGACCUACCUACCUAUGCUGCGGUUGAGAGAAAGGUUGGCUUUUGGGAAUUUGUCGGCCAUUCCAGAGCAAGGCCGUUGGAACCUUGGGCAUCACAGAGCAAAGCAGGAGGAGAGCCAUCCAGUCUGACGUGGAGGCAGCAGAAACGGCAUCAAAAUGGCUCUUGCUGAGGAGAAGCAAGAAAUGGGGCCGUAAUCCACUUGGACACCGGCCAGUACUUAAUCAACACUCGUCGCCUGGCAGACAAUGUCGGUUACACGACCUGAAACACCCAAUGCAUCGGAAUACGUAAGCUGAACAAAAAACUUUAUUUGGGUCUAGUUUAUUUUGCUUUGGUUUGGUGAACUAUAUUUCUUUUGACCAUUGGUGGUGGUAUGGAGGUGUCCGAUAUAAAAGCAGAAAUGACACAUGGGGUGCUUGGGUAACAGGAGGUCAAACCGUUUUUACAGCUUAGAACAUUUACAACAUUGCUACACCCCGUUUUUGCAUGCUCCUAUCAUAAAUGAUAGUCAAAUCAGAUGCAAACAACCUACUGCCAUAGAAAACAACUCUGGACAUAAUGUUUUUGAUACUUUUUACGUGCAAAAGGUGGGACCACAAACACACCGUUUUGGCAGAACAAUAGUUUUAUUCAAGCGUGUUAAGGCUAGAUCACCCACACCAACAAGCAACUUAAAGUGAGAAAAGAUAGUUGCUACUUUAAAAAAAUAAUAAAUACAGGAGUAAAAAUGUCAUAGAAACCCUAUAUAAUGUAUUAAAUAUAGGAUACAGACUAAGCAAUACAA